Molecule: messenger RNA, 4131 nt
Organism: Pteronotus mesoamericanus
Lineage: Eukaryota; Metazoa; Chordata; Mammalia; Chiroptera; Mormoopidae
Gene: WBP1L
Product: WW domain binding protein 1 like
Exons: 4
Coding region: 197-1231 (344 amino acids)
Source: RefSeq, a predicted model, not a curated record
GGGGAGUAGCGAGGAGAGCAGGAGGGAGAGUGCCUGCUUGGUCCCAGGACUCUGUUUACUUUCUCUGCUUUGCUGGGGAAGGCUGCCUAACUCGGCCGCGCAGCACGCAGGCCCACCAGGGGAAAUGCUCGUUCCAAGACUUUAACUUUUAAAAGCCCUUUGUUGCAAACGUUAGUGUGGACGAUGCUGUUGCAGGAUGCCUUUCCUUUUGGGUCUUAGACAGGAUAAGGAAACCUGUGUGGGCACCAACAAUCAGAGCUACAUCUGUGACACUGGACACUGCUGCGGACAGUCUCAGUGCUGCAACUACUACUACGAACUCUGGUGGUUCUGGCUGGUGUGGACCAUCAUCAUCAUCCUGAGCUGCUGCUGUGUCUGCCAUCACCGCCGAGCCAAGCACCGCCUUCAGGCCCAGCAGCGGCAACACGAAAUCAACCUGAUUGCCUACCGGGAAGCCCACAAUUACUCAGCGCUGCCAUUUUAUUUCAGGUUUUUGCCAAACUAUUUACUACCUCCUUAUGAGGAAGUGGUGAACCGACCUCCAACUCCUCCCCCACCAUACAGUGCCUUCCAGCUGCAGCAGCAGCAGCUGUCUGCUCAGUGCGGCCCUGCGGGCGGCAGCCCCCCAGGCGCCGAUCCCUCCAGGGGCUCCCAAGGGGUGCAGAGCAGCCCCUUGUCUGGGCCCAGCAGAAGCAGCACGAGACCCCCAAGCAUCAUCGCUGACCCUGAGCCCUCCAACACCGACAUGCCAGCCAACCCCGCAGCCACCAAAGCCCCGGGAAUGGAGCCCUCCGGCUCUGUGGCUGCCCUGGGGGAGUUGGCCCCUGGGGCCUUCCUGGACAAGGAUUCCGAAUGUAAGGAGGAGCUGCUGAAAGAUUACAGCUGCGAGGGCGCCCUCCCCGACGGCAAGGAUAAGACGCCCGGCAGACAUCGCCGCUUCACUGGUGACUCGGGCAUCGAGGUGUGUGUGUGCAACCGGGGCCACCAUGACGACGACCUCAAAGAGUUCAACACACUCAUUGACGACGCUCUGGAUGGGCCCCUGGACUUCUGUGACAGCUGCCACGUGCGGCCCCCUGGAGACGAGGAGGAAGGGCUCUGCCAGCCCUCUGAGGGGCAGACCUGCGACCCCGCGCAUCCCCACCUGCCACGGCCUCCCGCGUGCCUGCUGCUGAACACCAUCAAUGAGCAGGACUCCCCGAACUCGCAGAGCAGCAGCUCGCCCAGCUAGAGCAGGCCCUGCCUGUGUCCGAGGACUCGGCAAAGCAACCAGGGUAGGGGAGAACCACGAAAGAAGCAUUAAGUGACUUUCAGAGAAAGUGGUACAGCCACUUGGUUCCUUUUUUUUUCCCCCUUUCUUUCUUUUUCCCUCUUGGUUCCUGCAUUUUCCUACAUCUCCAGGUACAGUUUGGGAUGUGGAUGCCUCCCCCCCCACAUAAGCACAUUGUUGUGGAGGGCUGAAAAGUUGGUUCUGUGACUCAUUCCUCAUAUCCCACCCCUUCCUCCUUUUCAAGUCAUAUCUCACUACCUGUGGGUCGAAGAGAUGUGUGUUAAGAAGCCCCCGAGGAAGGGGGCUAAGACUGUCCUGAGGUGACUUUGGGUGAUGGAGUGGAUUUUUGCUCUGGUGUUAGUGUAAGAAAACCAUGUUUUGUCAGCCCAGGAGAGGCGGCAGGUCUCAGGCCUGGGUGCAGGUUGCCACCCCUCGCUGCCCGUGUCUGCAGAGCCAGGCUAAGCCUGUGGGAGGACGAGAGCUGACGGGCAGUUAGAUGUGUGGUAGGCGGGUAAGGGUUUGUUGCGUUUCCAAAUUCCGGGGGGCGAGAUUGCUGCGUUCCUGGGGGUCCCUGCCGGUCCCUGCUGGUCCGUGCCCAGCUUGUUCUGGCUGGCUGCAGACUUUCAGUGUAGAGAUUAUACUGCCUUCUUUUUGGCCUUUUUUUUUUUUUUUUUUUUUAAUUAAAAAGAACAAAAGCGAGCUGAAAACAAGAACUUUACCAGUGGGCAGGCAACAAUUCUGCUCUGGAAAAGGGAAGUCUUACGGCUCUUUUCCCAAGUUGGCCUUCAAAGAGUCUGGCUGCAAUUGAACCAGGAGAUGUUUCUUGUACUGGCUUGGGUGGGGGUUAUCUCUGGAACUUCCUCGGGUGCUCAGGAGGCCCGAAGCCAUGGUGGUGGAUAGAGGCGCAGCUUUCUGCAUCUCUGCCCAUAGGUCUGUGCCCAUGGGUGACCGGGGCCCCCUCCCGCUACUCCCCCUGCCCCCGACCCCGUCCCAAGCACAGUCUGUGGGCCUUGAUAUCUCACUCUUGUAUAUGAACAAAUGAGGAGGCUGUGGGACCUGAGGAAGGGCACCCCCGGAGCCUGGCUCUCACACAGUAUUUUCUCUUGAUUCUGAGUAAGCUUUUUGUUUUGUUUUGUUUUUAACUGCUUGGAGAAACAUGCCUCGGUUAUCUGUGGUUUCCAUGCCCUUCCCCUCCCCUCUUCCAUGUGAGCGGGAUCACUAAUCAUUGUGGCCUUUGUGAAGAGUUUCAGUGGCCCAGGAGGGGGUGAAGGCAGCAGCCAGGAAGGACCACGGGAUCCUUAUUACUGCAGUUUGGCUUCAGAUAACCAGUUGAGCUUUGAUAGGAAUAAUCUGAAUGGAAAAGCAAACAGCCAAAAUUAACAUUCCCUGUCCAGCCCUGUUCAUAUGAAGAGUUUGGUUCUUCCCUCACUCUUGAAUGAUGACAUUCAGACUAGGCAUUGACGUUAUGAUAAGAAAGGGAAAAAAAUACAUAUGUAUACAAAAAUAGACAAAUCCAAGGCUGCGAGGUGAACGAGUGUCUGCGUUUGGAGUCCACAAAACCAAAAUCUGUGUUGAACAAAGUGAAGUCUGUAUACAAUGACUCUUUGGGUAACCUGUGUGUGUCUGUCCGUCGUGUGUGAGCCCCCAGCCCUGUUUUCCUGUGAACAUACUUUGAAUGGCAGCCAUUCUGCUCUCAUUGAUCACAGGUUUGGAGCACCUAUGGCCCUCUCAAGGUAAUUUAUUUUACGCAUUUACUGUUUACUGAACAAAUGUCUGACUGUGUACUUGGGUGUAUUCAGCAGCAUUGUCGACGGCAGUCCCCGUGUUUGCCAGGGACACUGUCCUCGAAGUAGAGGUUUUACUCUACCCAUCACUGCAAUUUGCACAUUGCUCCGUGGACACUCGGAGGCCUGUGUUCUGUUCCCUGUAAAUGGAAAUGUGCUCUGAACCUGACUGCCUCCCUCAGCUGCUCCUGGCCCUCGGUAUCAGCCCCCUAGGGGGGUGUUCACAACCACUCGGGACAGAAACUGAAGGUGGAACUUCACACAGAAGGUUAUUUGGAUCUUCAGGGACAAGCUUGGACUAGCUGUGGCCCAGACGUCAGCCCUGCCCAGAAUUGCCAGGAGGGUUUGGCAGGCACCACGGGCUCACCUCACUCUGCUGCGGUCCAGCGCAGGCAAGCCAGCUGGUGUGUGGCGAGAGAGGGCGGGAGUGUGUCCACAGCCCUCAGAUGCCUUUCCUUCCACCAUCCAAAAAAAAAAAAAAAAAAAAAAAAAAAAAAUUCCCAAGCAACUCACUGAGGUGUCUCCAAGGAGAUCAAGUUUUACCAGAAUGAAUCCUCCUUCAGUGAACUGACCAGAUGGAAGAAUUCUGGCCCUCUUCCUGGUCCCUUCCCCAGCUAGAGUGGGGAACUGGUCUCAGUGUUAGGGUUCACCACAGCAUCCUGCCUAAAGGCAGGAGGAGAGGUGGAUGGACACUGGGGGCUGGGCUUGACUGCAGGAGUCCCAGUCUGUCCCCUGCUCCCGGAGGCUCCCUGGAGCACAGACAGGUGGAUAUGGGGAGUGGAAGGACUCGUUGCGGGGCCAGGGGGGUUUGGUUGAGCCUGGUUUCCCGGGUGAGUUGAGAAGGAAGGUCUUUGUUGAGGGUUUGGUGCUAGUCAGAUUUGCAAAUGCUAACACAUUCCUAUGUGAGGCACAUCACCAUUUGUCAGUUAUUGUGAAUAUGUGUAUUUUAAGCAAUAAGAUUCAGCUGGUUAGACCUUUCUGGGCAGUCUCGGUGACGCAUUUCCUGCGCUGUUAUUGUUCUGAAGACAGAGUGGCUCUAACCACUGUGAGAAGCCCAAAUAAAAUCAAUCCCCAAAA